Messenger RNA from Phasianus colchicus (ring-necked pheasant), 6817 nucleotides. RefSeq names its product tryptophanyl-tRNA synthetase 1 (gene WARS1). The record is from RefSeq and is a predicted model, not a curated record. Gene Ontology annotation, molecular function: tryptophan-tRNA ligase activity; ATP binding. NCBI's taxonomy places the organism in Eukaryota, Metazoa, Chordata, Aves, Galliformes, Phasianidae. Gene Ontology annotation, cellular component: cytoplasm. Gene Ontology annotation, biological process: tryptophanyl-tRNA aminoacylation.
CUCCUGCCGGGACAGCGCGGUGUGACGAAAGAGCUCGGAUUGCGACUCGUUGGGUGCUCACGAGGGCCUCUUUCGAUGCGAGCCCUCCUUGGGAGUGCGGGGCGAACGCUGAUUGUUACGGGGGAACUGGAGGUGCGGAACGAUGGUUCCGCGCAGCUCGCGUUCCCCACCCGGAGCAGGGCACAGAGCGCCGGGCGCGGUGAUGCAAUGGCUGUGACAGCAGAGCGCUGAGCGGUUAAGUAUCUCAUGCUCACAAAAAAGAGGAAAACGCUAUUAUUGAGAGAAAAGAAUUUCUUCUGGCUUUGCUGCUGCUUUCAAUAACCAAGCCAAAAAACUGGAAGUCUUUGGAUUUAAUUGAAUUGUAAAUAAAAACAUCAUUUACAGUCCAGCAAAAUGGCUGAUAUCCCGAACUGUGAUUUGAAAUCCUUGAGUCCGCUUCAGCUGUUUGAGAAAGUAACUGAACAAGGAGAGAAAGUCAGAGCACUGAAAGCAGGAAAGGCACCAAAGGAUGAAAUAGACGCAGCAGUGAGAAUGCUGUUGUCAUUAAAGCUGUCAUAUAAAACAACAACAGGACAAGAUUAUCAGGCAGGCUUGCCUCCAAAAGAUCAUGCAUUAAUAAACAAUGGUACAACUAAAGAAGAGGAUGAAGAUCUUGUGGAUCCCUGGAAUGUGCAGACAUCAAAUGCUAAAGGCGUGGAUUAUGACAAACUCAUAGUUCGGUUUGGCAGCACUAAAAUUGAUACAGAUCUGAUCAAUCGAAUAGAAAGAGCUACUGGGCAAAAACCUCACCGAUUUCUACGUAGAGGAAUCUUUUUUUCUCACAGAGAUAUGGACCAAAUUCUUCAUGCUUAUGAAAAUAAGAAGCCCUUUUACCUUUAUACUGGCAGAGGACCAUCCUCUCAGGCAAUGCACGUUGGUCAUCUUAUCCCAUUUUUAUUCACAAAGUGGCUGCAAGAAGCAUUUGAUGUUCCUUUAGUUAUACAGUUAACUGAUGAUGAGAAGUACCUUUGGAAGGACAUGACAACUGAGAAAGCAUAUGAAUAUGCUAAAGAAAAUGCAAGAGAUAUUAUUGCAUGUGGUUUUGAUGUCAAUAAAACCUUUAUUUUUUCUGAUUUAGACUAUUUGGGGUCAAGUACAGGAUUCUACAAGAAUAUCAUCAAAGUUCAGAAGCAUGUUACGUUUAACCAAGUGAAAGGGAUCUUUGGCUUUACCGACAGUGAUUGUAUCGGGAAAAUCAGCUUUCCUGCUAUUCAAGCUGCUCCAUCCUUCAGUUCAUCAUUUCCACAGAUCUUCAAUGGCAAGGAGAACAUUCAGUGUCUUAUCCCAUGUGCUAUUGAUCAAGAUCCUUAUUUUAGAAUGACCCGAGAUGUAGCACCUAGGAUUGGCUAUCCUAAACCAGCCUUACUGCACUCAGUCUUCUUCCCAGCCCUGCAAGGAGCACAAACAAAAAUGAGCGCUAGUGAUGUCAACUCCUCUGUCUUCCUCAAUGAUACACCCAAACAAAUUAAGACAAAGAUUAACAAGCAUGCCUUCUCAGGAGGCAGAGACACUAUUGAAGAGCACAGGAAGUAUGGAGGUAACUGUGAUGUUGAUGUGUCUUUUAUGUACCUGACUUUCUUCCUUGAAGAUGAUGACAAGCUUGAACAACUGAAACAAGCAUACACAAGUGGGGAAUUGCUCACAGGGGAGCUGAAGAAGGUGCUUAUUGAAACAUUGCAGCCCCUGAUAGCAGCUCAUCAAGAGAGACGGAAGCAGAUCACAGAUGAAGUAGUGAAGCAAUUCAUGACUCCGCGGAAGCUAGCUUUUGAAUUUUGAAGAAAUGCUUAUGUAACUCAUCACUCAGUUAAUCGAAAUUGAGUAGUUGUUGUCUUCUGCUGUAUAUUAUCACUCCCUAGUUAUAAACAGCCUGCACUCAGUGCUUUAUAAAUAUUGCUCUUAAUGAGCUACUUAUAAGGAGUAUCAGAGUACGGGAAAAGUUUAAAAUAGAGUUUAAAAUAGGAGACUUGUAUCUAUUUAAAAUCAAAGUAUGUUAAUUAAGGCAUCAAAUCUGUACAAGAUAUAAUUACCUAAUCUAACAGAGAAGCAUGUCUGUCAGCCCAAGACUGUAUUUUAUUGUAUUUCAUGUUGAAAAUAUAAAUAAAAUUGCCAUUUUGAUUAUAAAGUCUAAUUUGCAAAUUGUUUUAGAAAUAUUGGUUAACAAUCAUGCCUCAACCUAAUAGCUGGUAGUCUCCAUUGUGUUUCACGUCACAUGGUUUACUGGCCAAUGCGUCCUUUGGGGCUACUGGGAACAUGCUGCACACACAAAGUGAGUGUUACAUAGCAAAUCACAAGGUGUCUUGGGCCUGGGAUCUGUGCAGAAGAAAUGGAGAUCUAUGAAUUGUACACAAGAAAAAGAAAACCAGCCUGAUUUUCUUACUGCCUUCCUUUUUGAGCUGUCAAAAAGUUGCAGAAAUUUCACUCCUUUUUUUGCAUCUGUUCAACCAGUCUCAGUGCCUCUGAAGGCUAUUGUUAAGUUAUAAACUUUCUUGAUAUUCUCAGGUGGAAGAGAUUAGAGAAAUGCAAAUUUUAGUUUCAAGUUAUGAAAAAUACUAAAUGUUGGAUCAUACAGUGAAUACAAAUUUCCUCCUGGACACAGGGAUACUUGUAGUGUUUUACUGCACUAUGUAAUUUAAAGAUACACUUUCUCACCAAAAUACACUUUUUGUUAAAAAACAUCAUGUAAUAUUUCAUUUUUCCUUACUUAAAAAGAACUGUAAUAUCUUUGCUGUGAUUGAUGGGAAAAAAAUCAUGAUUCACUAAUUUAGUAUGUCUAAUUCUGAACACACAGUCAGAUCAGUCUUCUAUUCAUACAGAAAAAGCAGUUGCUAGCCCAGACGUGGCCUUAUCUAAGUCAAAUAAAAUUACCUUUGAUAACACUGGUGGGUAUUGAUAUAUGGUAUUUGCAAAUCAUUUAAAACAUAAGGAAGGCAAUGAAAUGGGGUGUGAAAUAUUUAAACUUUAACAGGUUUUCUUGUGCAGGUCAAAAAAAAAAAAAACCUCCACCCACCUGUUGUCUGUGAACCUUUGAAGUCAGCUGAUGGCACUUGAGUUAAAGGAGAAGUUACAAGGGUAAAAGUUCUUACUGGUUUCAAGUGACCUUGCAUCAGCCUGGUAGCACGUUUGAACUAUUUGCUCUGCCUGGAGCUUCUCCCUUCCCACCUGUAGUAGUUCUGUAACAUCAUAUAAACAACCUUUACAGUAGUGACCUGCAUUUCUGAGAUGUAAAUGUAUGCGUGCCAAGCUGUGUAUGAAGUAACCCUGUUUUUGUUAUAUUUAUGCAAGGGACUGAAGGAAGAGCAAAGCAAGUUUAGUCUUAGAAUCAUCACAGAAUGGCUUAGGUUGGAAGGGACCUUAAAGAUCAUCCAGUUCCAACCCCCUGCCUGGGCUGUUUGCCAGCCACCAGAUCAGGCUGUCCCAUACCCAUCCAACACAGCAUUGAAUGUCUCUAGAGACACUACCCACUUCUCUGGGCAGGCUGUGCCAGUGCCAUGCUCCCUCUGAAUAAAGAAUUUCCAUCUAAUAUCUAACUUAAAUCUCCCCAUUCCUCCUUGUCCUAUCACUGUCUGCCCAUGUAAAAAGUCAGUCCUCCUCAUGCUUGUAAGCUCUUGUUUUGCACAUUUUAAAUAUGAACUGAAAAGAAUUUGUUUAGCUUUUGUCCUGUUGUUACAGUUUAUGUAACCUGGUACCACUAAUCUAAUGUCAUGGACUUUAAUGUAUUAAACAUUUACCAGCCACUACCUCUCCAUAACCCAUGGGCAUUGUAUCUUAAUACAGACAAGUGUUUAACAAUCAGUAGAAACACUUUUUUUUUUUUUUUUAAGCAGUGGAGCAAUUCAUAGGAAAGACAAAUAGGUUCUUACAGAUGUUGUUAAAUAAACUAAUUUGUAUUUACAUUUACAAUUUAUAUUUGAAUAGACUUCAAUGAUGACCUUCCUGUCCUUGUCAUCUGCUCUUCUCCAUCUUUACACAAAACAUAAGACUUAAUGAAUUUUAAAGGGCUUUUUACAAACUUGCAAUGCAACUUUCUUGAAAAUGUUAUAUGGAGAUCUGUCCUUCAAGAUGUAUUUUGCUAACCAAAAAUGCAGUUAUUCAGGGAGGGGAAAUGUGCUGUAGAAGAAACAGCAGUGUGUUCUAUUCUAACUAAGCAUGUGGAUUAAUUUUCUAACACAGUAGUUAAAAUCUUACUCCAAAGUUUUAGAAGGGAAAAUGAUUGCAAAAUUAAUUUAAUACUUGUUUACUGAGCAAGCACUCUACUCACAUACUCUCAUGAGUACUUAGAAAAUGUGCUUCUGAAAUGACACACUUUCUCAGUCUUGGUAAAUGCUUAAAUCUGGUGUAAUUAUAAUUAACAUUCCAGAGACAUUUAAAGGUUAAGACAAGGUAGUUCUCAAACGUACGGAUGAAAUGUUAUCAGUCAAUGUUCAUUACACUUUCCUCAACUUGUUCGUGUUUUGUUUAUCUCACUAUAAUAAAAAACCACAGUAAAAAGUCUAUCCAACUUGUUUCGGUUUUUUGGAUUUAACUUUUCAAAGGCUUCAUUACACUUUCUCUGUUGUUUAGUCAUCACAAGGAGUCAAUCAUUGUUUUGAUGUCCAGUGCCUUUCAAACAGUGAAAUAGAGUGCCUUAUAACCCCAUUUAUCUGGUCUUAACAGGUAAACUCCAGAUUGCUGCCAGAGCAAGGUAAUGAGAGUCAGUCUUCCAAAGAUUAACAGGUUGCAAGCAAGACUGGACAUUGAAUUUCCUUGUGUAACAGCCAGCUCAGAAAUAGAGAGGUCAGUAUGACCUAUUAGAGCAACGUUUCCAUAGGUCUGACAUAAAAUACUUAAAUGUGACUCCACCAUUGCAAUUGGCAAGGAAUACAAAUAGUGAAUAGCUUUACAUUACUCUGCCAGUCACAAAGAGGCACACUGAAACCUACCUGGAUAUUUUUAAGCAUUGCCAGAAAAAAAAAAAAAAGAAAAAAAAACAGGAACUAUCAAUGAUGUGAAAGCAGAAUUUGCCUUGUAAAGAAAGUUUUCUUUAUUCAAGGCCAGCAAGUUUGUUUCUGAAAGAAAUUUUCUCUGCAGAGAGCUAUAUGGUGUCUUCAUUCUGCUGGCCUUCAGCUAGAUAACGUAUCAGAAGAAAUAGUUCUGUGAUUAUCAGAGCAGCAAAUACAGAAGCUGAAGGUCAAGGCAAUACAAAGUAAUCAGAAAAUAGAGCAGCCAAGUUCUGAAAUCUACAAGGCAAACAACUUGUUGCAUAUGGAGUUAAGUACACAAUAUAAACACUGUGUCACGUCAUGAAAGAAAAGUUGGUUCUUAUUUACAUGCCUAGGUUUACAGUACUUGUACAUUCAAUACCUUUGCCUGGUGGCUAAUUCACCUUGAUGUAAAUUACUGUGAGUUCUUGUCUUAAAGAUGGUCAGAUGUCUGGAUACAUUGGGUUUGUCUUCUUUUUUUCCAGUAAGGAGUUGCAGCACACUACAUAGUGCAAGCAGUUAGAUUCUUGAGAUAAAUUGAUAAGAUCUGUAAGAUACAAUUUACCUCUCAUGUAGUAUUUAUCUGUUCAGGCCCCAGGAGAACCUACUUUUUACGAUGCUGAGUACCUAGAAGAGGCUCACUGUUCUCAACUCCUCUCAUUGGCUUCCACAGCUGUGCCCAUUAAUUUUCCAAUUCAGCUGUAAUUCGUGAUUCUUGAAACAGGCUGUGUGUAAGUUAUGCCCAACACAAGAGAUAUUUUUAGUCAUCUGAAUGCUUGAAGCUACUGGGGCAAGUUGGAAUACUUUUGAUUAGACUUUAUUUUCAAGCCAUGGGCUGACCACAGAUAGUAUCAACACUAUCUAAUAGUGAGUGGUUGUUUUGCUUUACAUAUAGUUAUAUAUUUUGCUGUCUGUUUACAGGAUGUAAUGCUUGAGAAGUAAGGUCAGCUGAGAAUAAUUUGCUAUAAAGGAAUUUGACUUCAGAAGAGACUCUGACAGGGCUGGGAUGAGUUAGUACCUUACUGGGGCAGGCCUCAGCCAGACGCAUCCCUCAUAGACAGGUGAGAUGUCUCUUAGCAUUUGUCUUAAGAGAAAUUCCAAAUCUUGAGGACUUAAUGAAAUCUUCUGUUGUAAGGACUUUCAAACCAAAGGAGGUUUGGAGCUGGUGCCCUAAAGGUGUACACUUGGGUCACAGGUUACUGAGGCCAUACACACUUCGGGAUAGAAUCAGAUUCUAUGCUGGAUCUUUCAAUCCCCCCCAUGCUCUCCACCUGUCUAGUAUCUUAAAGCUGUUAUUGGAUCACAUGAGAGAUUAACAGACUCAUGAGAGACAAAAAUUCUGAGAGUUGUUUGAUAGCAUGGCCAUGAUGCAGUUUAAAAAGCAAGCUGAAGGUUUAGGUUUCAGGAGGAUGGUUCUGGAAUUUCUUAUUAGUUUCUCUCUGAAAGAAAUCACCUUUAUUCUUUCCUAAUAGCAUCUGAAAUUUCUGAACUUGUCCUGCUAGUACAAGAUUAAUUCUUCCCUGUCCAGGGUGGGAGCCAAGUCCUGUGUGCUGAAAAAUUACUGUAUGUCUAGCCAAGUCUAUGUUAUGAAUUUGUAAAAGGGGUCCAGAAGGUUAUCAGCCCUAAGAGAACUCCUUUAAAAAGCAGUCUUCCUCUUUCCCUCAAAAAAAGCACUCUUUCAGCAGAUUCACUCUCUUCCAGAUGUCACCAUUCAGGGAGAAAUAUGGAAAUAAAAACAUCUGUGUUACUGCUGAGGCAGGAUGAACAAAGUAUUUCUCUGCUUUUUCUUAAAAAGUAGCAUUUAAAAAAAAAAAAAAAAA